Cheilinus undulatus (humphead wrasse) is the source of this 3102-nucleotide messenger RNA. RefSeq names its product BRCA1 associated RING domain 1 (gene bard1). NCBI's taxonomy places the organism in Eukaryota, Metazoa, Chordata, Actinopteri, Labriformes, Labridae. The coding region runs from base 84 to 2477 and encodes 797 amino acids. The transcript is spliced from 11 exons. The record is from RefSeq and is a predicted model, not a curated record. Gene Ontology annotation, molecular function: protein binding.
AAUGUAAGUAAUCAGGAAGUAGGUUCAGUUUACACUGCAGCCAGUUUUUGUCAGAGACAGUUAGAGUAACAUUUCCGUGAAUAAUGGAGGAUGGCGGAGCUGCUGUGACGGACUGGAAGAACACUAAAGAGGCGGUGGAGAGAUUUAGGCGGCUUCGCCUCUGCUCCAGGUGCUCAGAUUUAAUGAAGGAGCCCGUGUGUCUGGGGAUGUGUGAGCAUAUGCUUUGCAGGUCCUGUGCGGGCCCUGGGGCGGGAGACGGCUGUGUGGUGUGUCAUAGUCCUGCGUGGGUGAAGGACAUUCAAAUCAACAGGCAGCUGAGCAGCAUCGUGCAGCUCCUCUGCGGUUUGGAGUCUCUGCUCGGCCUCACAGAAGAGCCAGAUUCUUCUAACGCCGUUAUUCCCCCACAACCUGAGAGUCCUGUAUUAAAACACAAAAAGAAUUUCAAGAUCUGGUUCAGCCCCCGCAGCCGUAAGGUCCGCUGCACGGUGGAGAAGCCUGCAGAGGUCACCAGAGCUUCUAAAGAAGCGGCUACAGCAAAGCCAGAGUCGCUCACCGCUCAAGGUCAGGACUUGUCCGUUUUCAAUUUCACCUCGUCCUCCCAGGACUCGGGCUCCGGCUGCUCAGAAGGAUGCAAAAAUGAAAACUCCAAUAAAAAAAAGAGGUCAACUAAGAAAAACACUGCUGGCAGGAAGGCAUCGGUGCAGGUAGCUCCAAGGACCACACGGAAACAGAGCAAACAGAUGAUGAAGAAGAGCAGGCUGGAGGCGAUAAACCAGCAGUGGGGAAUCACAGAGGAGGUAGAUGCCCUAAAGGAGAAGGAGCUGCCCUGUGCUGGAGGAGCAAGGAGGUCUAGUAAGAGGGUUUCCUUCUUAAGCCCUUCUGUCACAUCUGAAGAGCCUCAGCCUGAAGCUGCACAGCAGAGAACUGAAGAAGUAAGCCCUGACAGAAGCACCGAGGGGGCGAGCCUCUCAGGAGGCAGUGUCACUACACACACUGACCAAACCCAGCCUCGUCAGAGCACACCAGACAAUGGUAAACUGCCUCAAAAUGACCCAAAUCCAGCUGGAAGUCCAGAGAAACAGAACAAUGCAUCUACCCCAAAGCAAUCCUCAAAAAGAUCCAGAGUGGAGGAGAAGCUAGCCACACCAGAGACCACCCCAAAAAGGCCUCGAGCUUCCCCCGGCAGGAGGAGAAAUUCACAGAUGUCUCCAGCCAUCCUUAACCCUCCAUCUUCAGCCAGCCCCAGAUGUGAUAAGAGAAUAAAAAAAUCACCAAGGCGAGAACGAGGAGACAGCCCGUCUCUCCCUGCAGCUGUUGGCAGAAGGUCUCCUAGUGUGUCUUCUGUGCGGACCACCUCAGGGAGCCCUGCAGUUACAAAGAGGAACCACAGAGGAGAGACCCUGCUGCAUCUAGCUGCUAUUAAGGGAGACGUAGAAGCUGUCAGGGGGCUGCUGGACCAGGGGUCUGACCCAAACCUGAAGGAUAAUGCUGGCUGGACUCCUCUGCAUGAAGCAUGUAACCUGGGCCACCUAGCAGUUGUGGAAGUGCUGCUCUUGAGUGGCGCCCUCCUGAAUACACCUGGCUACGAAAACGACUCCCCUCUCCAUGACGCUGUGAGGAACGGCCACCCGGCCGUCGUCAAGCUUCUGCUGCAGCACGGGGCCUCUCAGAGCGUGCUUAAUCUGCAUGGAAAGCGGCCUGUCGACUAUGCAGUGAGUCCGGAGAUGCUGCAGAUUUUCCAGGAAGCCUCGGCAGGAAGUAGAAAUGCUAAUACACCUCUGAGCCCCUCAGCCAGCCUCUCUGUGGUGAGCGAGUGUGCGAGGAGGGAGGAAAUGGUGGUGUUUCUUUCCAGCAAGCUAUCACAACCGGAACAGCUUCAACUGGCCAAACUGGGCGAGCUACUGGGAGGGAGGAUUGCUGACACAGUUUCUGGCUCAGUCAGCCAUGUUGUUGUGCCAGAGGGACACAUGCCCACCACCUUCUCCGCCCUCCUGGGUCUCCUCGCUGGCUGCUGGAUCGUUAAAUUCAGCUGGGUGGAAGCGUGUCUGCAGGCAGGCAAGUGGAUCCCCGAAACGGAGCACGAAGCAGGAGAAGGCCCGCAGCGCAGUCGCAUCAACAGAUGCAGCCUGCUCCCUCCGCUCUUUGACGGCUGUUUCUUCUUCCUCCUCGGCUCCUUUAAGACGCCUCCGAAAGACGAACUCGCCAGGCUGCUCCGAGAGGGAGGAGGUCAGCUGCUCAGCCGGCAGCCCAAGCCCGACAGCGAUGUGACACAGACCCUGAGCGCCGCCGCCUACCACGCACUGCCAGGCUCCGACCAGGCUCUCUGCACCCAGUACAUCAUCUUUGAUCCCCGGGGGCCGCACAGGCCGGCCGUGGUGAGGAGAGGGAAGGUGUGGUCGGCUCCAUCCAGCUGGGUCAUUGAAUGCAUCACAGCUUUCCAGCUCCUCCCUGUGCCAGAUCCUCAGACCGUGGUCUGAGCUCCUCUGUAGAAAUGCAGUUAUCAUUUCACUCAGUCAGCUUGUCUUCUCUUCUACUCAGUCAUGAUGUUUGCUGAAUUACUUUUUAAUAUAUAGCAAUGAAGUUAGCACAAAUCAGAACAAUAACGGGACAAUAAUGCAGUGUUUGCUCUGAAAUUACAGCAGUUAUCGGUGCAUUUUUCUCUCCCUUUAUUUGUCCGUGAACCGGUGAACACUUUAUAAAGCUGUUUUCUAAGUAAAGCGGUUCUGCUCUGCUCUUAAUGGGGUCAUGGAGAGGAGACGGGUGCAGGUUUUCCUGAUCUGAGUCACAUUUUACCCACCAAGGCUGAGACAUUAUGCCUUACUUGACUUCACUUCUUGACAGAUUGUAUUGCAGUUCCUUAAUAGUAGAUAAUAUUGAUUAUUGCAAAUUUAAAAUCAUUUUUAGCCAGGACAGUAUUCAGCUCAUACAACAGGAGAAAGAAUAAUCUUAGUCUAGUUUGCUGCAUUUUAGAUCAUGCCAGUCUUUACGUUCAUCAUGUAUUAGUUUUCUUUGUAGAGCGAUUGCCCUUUCGUGAACCUGUAUGCUGCUGAUUUUAGUCCAUCCUCUGAGAACAACUCUCCAUAAAGAUAAACUGAGCUAACA